UAUCUCAGGGAUUGGUUUCCAAGACAUUCUGUACUAUUAAACUCUCUGCUUGAUCAAGUACCAGACAUUGCUUCAUUGACUCCUUGACCUAACACCAGAAAUGAGGUAGUAGGGAGAGCAGUCAUGGGCUUCAGAUCUUGUGGAUGAACAGAACUGCCCACAAUUUGCUCUGACACAAAGCGAGUUUGGGAGAAGCAGCAUCCUCCGUUGCACAACGACCUUUCGGUAUUCAAAUGCGCAUGAUUGUGUUGUCCAGAGCAGUAUUCUUCAGCUAUUGUCUUCUUCUGUGGCAUCUAGUGGGAGAUGCCCUAAUCUUCUGCAACUUUAUUCUUGAAAAGAUUUCAUGGGGCGGUUGACAAAUUCUUUUCCUUGGAUGUCGUCUGUGGAUGCCUGCAGUCCGCCAUGGCAUUUACUCGACAUAUGUGAAAAAGGUCUGUGAUGGGACCCACCCAUUACCCAAAAGGAUUAGGAGACAGUAUAUAUGCUGAAUGAAAAAGGUUUACUUUGGAGGAUUAUUUUGAUAUGAUAUAGCAGGAGAGAAAAAUGCAGGACUUUACACGAUGGACCUCAAAAUGAAGGAAUCACUGGCACUUUGGAGGCAAGAAUGGGACACAGACUUGUUAUCUCAUACUGAUUCCAAAGUAACAAGAUCUGUCCUUGCAGUCUUGGUUUCUGGUCAAGACUUUUACGAGGCAGCAGACAUGGACUUGGCAUCUAAGCAUCUAUAGAUCAGCUUGGACUACCCUAUCGUCGAAAGGAUUCUCAAAAUUUUCUUACUACUCUGAUGAUUGGUUUAAAUGGAUGCCACAUAUCUGCACCUGUGGUCCAUUAACAUCCUCAUAUUCCUUUGGCACAAAAGGAUUUUUUUCAGCUUAUUCUUGAUCGAUAUCUUUUUAUCAUCACAUUGUUCUUGUUGUCAUUGUUUCAGCAUCAGCAUUAUCUCUUGUAUAUCUUCAUUUUUUCUUGCACUGAGAAGAUGCUCAUAUAACAUGCAUUCCAGUCUCCAAAAGAAGCUGAAAUAUUGAAUAUCUAUGUGAUGCCAAAUGAAACAUUGAGGGUCAUCUCAUGAAAUGUCUGACGAACCUAUAUGGGGAAUUUAGAGCCAUCAUGCACAUUUUGGAAAAUCUUCUAGUUGAGGUGCGUUAAAAAUAUUGUUCCAUUUUCAACACAUGCAACUCGAGAACAGGUAAGAUUGUUCAGGGCUUUGUGAAAGUUUACUAAGCAGAAGCAUACAGGUUUGUCACUCUUCAUCUUCUUCUCCUCCAAAUACAAGUAUCGAUCAGGUACUCUAUGGUGACAUGUUAGAGUCAUAUCAAGAUGUCAAAAGCAACUUGGUGAGGAUGUUCUGUGCCAUUGGACAUAGACAUAAAGAGGAUGAUCACAAGAAUACUGGCAGCUAUUAGUAAUGCAUCAUUUACAACCUCAUUACUGAUAUCUGCCAGAAUGCACUUUAGAACAAUGCAAAGAAGCUCAGUGAAAAAAGAAAAGUGUACCUCGAGGUGCUCCUAAAUUUGAUGUGAGCAGGCAGGCAUCAUUCAGGGAAGGUUCUAGAAUAAAAAAUGAGCUCUUUUCCAGACAAGAAGUUUGGAGAGUUAUCCAUUCAUGGCCUCUCUGUAUAACCUGAAGAAUAUAUACAUGACGGCUUGCAUGUCAACACAAUUCACGCCUCCUCUCUCUGCCAUGCCAAUCCAGUAUGCUUGUGUAGAAACUGAAAAAGCUUCAACUUGUAGAGUUACCAUGCCCCAAGGAAGGGAUCCUCUUGUCCUGGGCCAAGUAGUUGGUGAUGUUUUGGAUCCUUUCACUCGGUCAGCUGCCAUGAGAGUGAUGUACAACAGCAAAGAGAUAAGAAAUGGAACAGGGCUGAGGCACUCAGCGGUGGUGAAUAAGCCCCGAGUUGAGAUUGAAGGACAUGAUAGAAGGCAGCUCUACACGCUGGUGAUGGUGGAUGCUGAUGCACCAAGCCCAAACAGUCCUACAGACAGAGAGUACCUUCACUGGUUGGUGACAGACAUCCCAGAAACCCUUGAUGCCAGUUAUGGAAAUGAAAUUGUCAGCUAUGAGAGCCCACAUCCAACCGCAGGGAUUCAUCGUAUCGUUCUUGUGCUCUUCCGGCAAGAGGUUCAGCAAACUAUUUAUGCACCCGGUUGGCGUCAAAACUUCAACACCAGGGACUUCUCAGCAUUCUAUAGCAUUGGACCUCCUGUGGCUGCCAUAUACUUCAACUGCCAAAGAGAGAAUGGUUGUGGGGGACGAAGGUUCUAAGGGAUAGGUUAAGGAUGUGCUGAGAAGCAUGGACAUUCUGAGAGGUGGCAUUUCACAUUCAGUUAAUGCAGGCUAUCAAACAACAGGGCUUCAGGAGGAACUCUACAUUCAUGAAAUAUACCUUUUACUGAUCAAUUUAGUGGAUAUGGUAUUUACUAUGGUUCUCAGUCUAACCGAUCAUUACUUGUAAAACGUUUCUACUACUUUGAACAUGUACUAUGUGGCUUCACCCACAUAAAAUCCCUAAAGAGAUGCAGUGGAAACCUUAUUGACAGAUUACUAGUACUUGGAAGUGCUCAAAAGAGGUUGAGAUCCUAAUUUGAACAUGCAGCUUUU
Molecule: messenger RNA, 2598 nt
Organism: Musa acuminata subsp. malaccensis (wild Malaysian banana)
Lineage: Eukaryota; Viridiplantae; Streptophyta; Magnoliopsida; Zingiberales; Musaceae
Product: protein FLOWERING LOCUS T
Source: RefSeq, a predicted model, not a curated record